Arvicanthis niloticus (Nile rat) is the source of this 992-nucleotide messenger RNA. RefSeq names its product membrane anchored junction protein (gene Majin). Gene Ontology annotation, biological process: meiotic attachment of telomere to nuclear envelope; homologous chromosome pairing at meiosis. Gene Ontology annotation, molecular function: DNA binding. Gene Ontology annotation, cellular component: nuclear inner membrane. NCBI's taxonomy places the organism in Eukaryota, Metazoa, Chordata, Mammalia, Rodentia, Muridae. The record is from RefSeq and is a predicted model, not a curated record.
GGGACAUUCCAAGGCUUCACUGGUGCAGAUCAGUCUAGAGGACGAAUUCAGAGGAGAUCAACGAGAACCUUUGUCCCUGGCCCGCAGUCUUUUGACCUCGGCCUUUCUGAGAAAAGAUUUCCGAGCGGGAACUCAGGUGUGGCCACUUUUCUGAGGUGCUGGCACCCUAGUCAGUGUGCGAGCGACAAAGUGUGGCCGCCAGAGGCGCUUCGAGGCUGAGGCUACCAUCAAAAACAAUGAGUUUAAAACCGUUCACCUAUCCAUUUCCAGAGACAAGGUUCCUUCAUGCAGGACCCAACGUGUUUAAGUUUAAAAUCAGAUAUGGCAACAGUAUCAGAGGAGAAGAAAUAGAAGAUAAGGGAGUCAUCAUCCAGGAGCUGGAGGAUUCUAUCCGUGCAGUCUUGGCAAACAUGGACAACCUCAAGCCCUUUGUUACAGAACACUUCAUUGUAUUUCCCUAUAAAAGCAAAUGGGAGAGAGUUUCUCACCUGAAGUUUAAACAUGGAGAAAUCAUCCUGACCCCCUACCCAUUUGUUUUUACUCUGUAUAUAGAGAUGAAAUGGUUUGCUGAAAAUCUGCCUUCGUGGAAACCAACAGAUGAUAUUCCUCUUGAGUUGGUCCUAGCUGAGAAGGAAGCGGAAGAAGCCACAAUGAGGAAACGGAAACUCAUGGAGGAGCCAGGCUCCCCUUGCAGGCCAGGGCCACACAGGGCCAAGAUGAAGACAUGUAGUGACGCUUCCAGCAGUAAGAAGCCUCUGAAGGAGAGCAAGAGGAUCAGGGAUGAAGAAGCCCAGCAGGAAUACCAGGAGACCCCAGCUUCUGCUGUUAAGGAACAGGAUGCUAGGUUGGAGCAUAGCCUGCCAGGGCUGGUUGUCACUCCACUGCAACAUAGCAAUCCAUCACCACUGAAAGAGCCAGCUGCCAGAGGCUUCUUGGGGUUUCUAAGUGCUCUUUUCCCGUUUGGAUACUUCUUCAGGAAGAGCAGUCAGUGA